AUGGAGGCGAGCAAGCCCGGCGCCUCGCCCGGCAGCCGCGACGGGGGCAGCCCCAGCCCCAGCGCCAACGCCUGCGCCCCGGCCAAGGCGGCCGAGCCGGCGGCGGGCAGCCCCGGCGCCGGCAGCGGCAGCCUCAAGGAGCAGGGCAACUCGGUGGGCUUCAAAGUGGACGGCGGCGGCGGCGGCGGCGAGGAGCCCGCGGGGGGCUUCGACGACCCCGACGGCGCCCAGCGGCAGUACGGCUUCAUGCAGCGCCAGUUCACCUCCAUGCUGCAGCCCGGGGUCAACAAAUUCUCCCUCCGCAUGUUCGGCAGCCAGAAGGCGGUGGAGAAGGAGCAGGAAAGGGUUAAAACUGCAGGCUUCUGGAUCAUCCACCCCUACAGCGACUUCAGGUUCUAUUGGGACUUAAUAAUGCUUAUAAUGAUGGUUGGAAAUCUUGUCAUCAUACCUGUUGGAAUCACAUUCUUCACGGAGCAGACAACGACACCAUGGAUUAUUUUCAAUGUAGCCUCAGAUACUGUGUUUUUGUUCGACUUAAUUAUGAACUUUAGAACUGGGACUGUUAACGAAGAUAGCUCUGAGAUUAUACUGGACCCAAAAGUCAUCAAGAUGAAUUAUUUAAAAAGCUGGUUCGUAGUUGACUUCAUCUCAUCGAUACCAGUGGAUUAUAUCUUUCUUAUUGUCGAGAAAGGGAUGGAUUCAGAAGUGUACAAGACAGCUAGAGCACUUCGCAUUGUGAGGUUCACAAAAAUCCUCAGUCUGUUGCGUUUAUUACGACUCUCAAGAUUAAUAAGAUAUAUACACCAGUGGGAAGAGAUCUUCCACAUGACGUACGAUCUAGCAAGUGCUGUGGUGAGAAUCUUCAACUUAAUUGGAAUGAUGUUGCUACUUUGUCACUGGGAUGGCUGCCUUCAAUUCUUGGUCCCAUUGCUGCAGGAUUUCCCACAAGACUGCUGGGUGUCGCUAAAUGGUAUGGUUAAUGAUUCCUGGGGGAAGCAGUACUCAUAUGCCCUCUUCAAAGCCAUGAGCCACAUGCUUUGCAUUGGUUAUGGAGCCAGAGCCCCCGUCAGCAUGUCGGACCUCUGGAUAACCAUGCUGAGCAUGAUUGUGGGGGCCACCUGUUAUGCCAUGUUUGUGGGUCAUGCCACAGCCCUGAUUCAGUCUUUGGAUUCCUCGAGGCGUCAGUAUCAAGAAAAGUACAAACAAGUGGAACAGUACAUGUCGUUUCAUAAACUGCCUGCUGACAUGCGUCAGAAGAUCCAUGAUUAUUAUGAACACCGUUACCAGGGCAAGAUCUUUGAUGAGGACAGCAUUCUCAAUGAGCUCAACGACCCACUUAGGGAGGAGAUUGUCAACUUCAACUGCCGGAAGCUUGUCGCCACAAUGCCGCUCUUUGCAAAUGCUGACCCAAAUUUUGUUACUGCCAUGCUGAGCAAACUACGGUUUGAGGUGUUCCAGCCUGGAGAUUAUAUUAUCCGAGAAGGGGCUGUGGGGAAGAAGAUGUAUUUCAUUCAACAUGGGGUUGCUGGUGUCAUCACUAAAUCCAGUAAAGAGAUGAAACUGACAGAUGGGUCCUACUUUGGAGAGAUCUGUCUUUUGACCAAAGGCCGCCGCACUGCCAGCGUACGAGCUGAUACAUACUGCCGAUUGUAUUCUCUUUCUGUGGACAAUUUUAAUGAAGUUCUGGAAGAAUACCCCAUGAUGAGAAGAGCAUUUGAAACAGUAGCCAUUGACAGAUUGGACAGGAUAGGAAAGAAAAAUUCGCUUCUCCUGCAGAAAUUCCAAAAAGAUCUCAAUACCGGCGUUUUCAACAACCAAGAGAGUGAAAUUUUGAAGCAGAUAGUAAAACAUGACCGAGAGAUGGUGCAGGCUGUUAUUCCGAUGAACUUACAGCAGAUGUCAGCGCUGAAUUUGAACACUCCAGCCGCAGCCUCAUCGAUGCAGAUCAGGACACAGUCCCCACCUGUAUAUUCUGUCCCCAACCUCUCUCAUGGGAGCCUGAAUUCUCCAACACCAAGCACACAGACGCCCCAGCAAGCUGCCGUUUUCUCUCCCAGCCCCUACCCUUCAGCGGUCUGCAGUCCUCCGGUACAAAGCCCUCUGGCUGGUCGAACUUUUCAAUAUGCAACACCUACAGCUUCACAGUUGUCGCUACUGCAGCAGCAGCAGCAGCAGCAACCACCACAACCACCACAGCAGCAGUCGUCGCAGCAGCCGCAGCAAAUGCCCAGCACCUCACAGAAGAGCGACGUCCACAAGAGCACGCAAGCUCUUCACAAUGCUAGUCUGACGAGGGAGGUGAGGCCUCUCUCGGCCUCGCAGCCUUCGUUGCCGCACGAGGUUUCUGCUGUGGUUGCUAGACCUCAUCCAACAGUGGGAGAAUCAUUAGCCUCCAUUCCACAGCCGGUCGCAGGUCUCCAAAGCACAGGCAUCCAGGCCGGAAGCAAAGGUACGGUGCCGCAACGAGUCGCCCUUUUCCGCCAGAUGUCUUCAGGAGCAAUUCCGCCUACGCGAGGGGCCACGCCAUCCACGGCCACACCACCAAAGGAUUCCUCCGCAGUCUUAAACACUGAACUAGAGGGCGAUAAACCACGGUUUGCUUCAAACUUAUGAUCCAUGCAGACUUAUGAAUAAAGCAGAGACAUUAACGUAAACUGAGAUCACUACCAGGAAACAAUGUUAUCAUA
Euleptes europaea (tarantolino) is the source of this 2687-nucleotide messenger RNA. It is a transcript of the gene HCN1, whose product is annotated as hyperpolarization activated cyclic nucleotide gated potassium channel 1. The record is from RefSeq and is a predicted model, not a curated record. Gene Ontology annotation, molecular function: voltage-gated potassium channel activity. NCBI's taxonomy places the organism in Eukaryota, Metazoa, Chordata, Lepidosauria, Squamata, Sphaerodactylidae. The transcript has 8 exons. The coding region runs from base 1 to 2613 and encodes 870 amino acids. Gene Ontology annotation, biological process: transmembrane transport; potassium ion transport. Gene Ontology annotation, cellular component: membrane.